Messenger RNA from Tympanuchus pallidicinctus (lesser prairie-chicken), 4035 nucleotides. RefSeq names its product kell blood group glycoprotein homolog. The transcript has 18 exons. The coding region runs from base 85 to 2238 and encodes 717 amino acids. Gene Ontology annotation, cellular component: plasma membrane. The record is from RefSeq and is a predicted model, not a curated record. Gene Ontology annotation, biological process: protein processing. Lineage: Eukaryota; Metazoa; Chordata; Aves; Galliformes; Phasianidae. Gene Ontology annotation, molecular function: metalloendopeptidase activity.
CACAGAGCAAGUGCUGAUAGUAAACAAGUAAGCACAGUUGACAGCUGUGGCAACCACAGAGGCAAAGCCUGCUCAGUGACAGGAAUGAAGGCUGUUCCAGAGACCAGUGACCAGGAGCUGGGAACAGGUACAAAGAAAGAACGAUGUCUUCGGGAGAAAAGCCUACUUCUGUGCGCCCUUCUUCUCAGUACUCUUCUUGGUUUUGCAUUACUCAUCACCUACAUCACGAUGACUUGUGCUCCAGGAUCAUGUGAUGUUGAACCGAGCCUUGCACUCUUGGCCAGACUCCUGAAUUCUAGGAAUGAUACUGUAGAUCCCUGUGAGGAUUUCUACAAAUAUGCUUGUGGCAGCUGGGAAGGCAAACACUCAAGCACAGAAGUAUCACAAAACAUCUUUGAUGUGCUGUUGGAAGAAAACCAGCUGAUAUUGAAAAGGCUUUUAGAGGCCCCACACUUUGAGAUAAGAGGCUCAGCUAAGGAAAAAGCAAUCCAGUUCUAUCGCUCAUGCAUGGAUACCCAAAGGAUAGAAUCCCAAGGAAGUCAACUAUUGAAGGACCUCAUAAAUCAGGUUGGUGGAUGGAACAUCACAGGCAUAGGGAAAGCAAAAGAUUUUAAUGAAACUCUUCAGAUUCUCAUGGGCAGAUACAACACUUUUCCCUUUUUCAGAGUGCAUGUGGGACCCAGUCCUUCUGAUCCCAAGACCAAUGUAAUUCAGAUUGACCAUCCUGAGUUUGAGAUGCCAGCUGAAAGUAAAUUCAAAAAGAAAAAUUAUCUUGAGGUUCUCCGUGUCUAUCUCUCAUAUUUGGAGAAACUGGGGGAACUACUUGGAGGUCUACAAGAUGGUCCUCCUCAUUCCUUUUCCCUUACCUUGUCCUUCAUCUCCAAUCUCCAGCGUGUUGUCACCCCCCUGCAGGAAAGACGGCAGAGGGGAAUGCUGUUCUUUCGCACUACCAUUAGGGAGUUACAGGAAAAGGCACCUGCUAUUGACUGGUUGUCAUGUCUCCAGGCUGUCUUCCAUCCUAUGCCAAUUAAUCUCUCUCAGCCAAUUGCAGUGCAUGAUAUGGAUUAUUUAAGAGGCAUGUCACAGAUCAUUGAAGAAUGGCACAAAGAAAGGGUUCCGCAUAUCUAUAUGAUUGUUUGUCUGGUUGGGAAUCUCUCCCCUGCCCUUGAUAGUCGAUUCCAAGAUGCACGUGAGGAGCUAUCUAAGAUUCUUUAUGGGAAAACGGAAUUCAAAGUGAUCCCAGAUGAGCGCUGGAGGAAGUGUCUGACUGAUACCAGUUCCUUCUUUGAGCCAGUCCUAGGGCAGAUGAUUGUGAAAGAAAUUUUCCCUGAGCAGAACAAGAAACUUGCUGAGCAGAUGUUCUCUGAGAUCCAAGAUACCCUCUGUGGUCAACUGGAUCAGCUGGAGUGGAUGGAUGAACAAACUCGCCAGGAAGCUAAAAUCUUGGUGUCCAAACUACAAGUGGAAAUUGGCUAUCCAACUUACAUACUCCAGACUGCCAAAGUGAACAAGGAAUACCAGAAUCUGGAGAUAAAUGAAGACACUUUUUUCCUAAAUGUGGUGGCUUGCUUGAAGAUGAUGAGGGAGAAUUCAUUCUCAAAGUUCCUUCAGCAUAAUUCACAAGAUACCUGGCAGGUGGCCCCCUGGGCUGUCCAUUCAUACUACUCAAUAGGGCACCACAUGGUGGUCUUUCCUGCUGGAAUGUUCCGCAGCCCUUUUUUCCACGUGGAGUUUCCCAGUGCUGUGAACUUUGGAGCCAUUGGGGUCUUCAUGGCACAUGAACUUCUUCACGUAUUUUAUGAUUAUAUGCAUCCUGGUGGCUGUCCUACAUGCAACAGUAGUGUGCUACAGAAAUCUAUAGAUUGCUUGGUAGAACAGUAUGAAAGUUUUGGCUUUAAGGUCAGUGGUACUUCCACACUGUUGGAGAAUACAGCAGACACUGGAGGUCUUGCCAUUGCUUACCAGGCCUAUAAGAAUUGGCUGAAAAAGCAUAAACAAGAGGAGUAUUUACCGAAGAUCGGACUUUCACAUGACCAGCUUUUCUACCUCAGUUUUGCUCAUGCAAUGUGUGGACACCAGGAUCCUGAGGAUUUACAGUCUUCCUUGGAUACAGAUCCACAUAGUCCCUUGCCACUUCGUGUCUAUGGACCUGUCAGCAAUAAUCAGGACUUUGUAAAACACUUCCAUUGUCCCCGUAGAUCACCAAUGAAUCCAGACAGCAAGUGCCAAAUCUGGUAAUUUGUUUGAAAAAGGAGGAUGAGAGACACGACCCCAGGGAGAUGAAAUCUUGAGCUGUGAAAGUAUGAUUCAUGGGUCAUACUCAGGGCCAGUGGAGUGAUGUGGAGCAUUUAUUUCCUCUUCUACCUUCCUCUUCUUGUUAUCCAUUUCCCAGCAGUUUAUGAUAGGAAUCAUCUCAAAUUGAGCUCAUAUGAGAAAAGUGUCUCUUCCUGCUGCUCCCAGCACUGUCUCAGAUGGGACAACUCUGUAGUUCAGCGUGUCCUAAGGUAACAAGAUGACUAGCCACUCCCUACUAGGUAGCUUCUCAGGAGUUGUUAACAGAAAGACUGUUGCAUCAUUAGGCCUGCUGUUCAGUGUAUUUCCCUGUCCACUGCAACAACAUCACCAUCAUGUUGAAUGGGCAGGACAAUAUGCCAGAGUCCUAAGACUUGUUCAUACGAGAUUGCAUCUUAGAAAAUUUCUUCGGGUUACAUGGAAACCACACAAGUAAGUUACCAGUGAGAGAAGAGUCCUCUUCUCUUCUUCAGCAGAUAAAUGGAGAGAAGUUGUAAGGAAAAAUUAGUGGUUCCAGUUUCUAGGUUGAAGAUGAGUCACUUAAUAAUGAAGGUUAUUCAUGCAUUUCACAAGGAAACAUCCUCGUUGACGGAAGUGGGACUGGGAGUUGAAAAUUGUUUCAUUUUCUUCUUUCUGUCUUUUCCAGAAAGAUUCCUCUUUUAUUCUUACUCUCUCUUUAGGGUUGAGGAUAUGGAUAAACAUGAAGUAUGAGGUAGUCACAAGGCUUUUCUAGAGGUAUCUGGAGAUCAUUAACUUGAAUAUUCCAAAUUCUCUGGAUCCUGAACCAGGCUUUCACAUCCCUACAUUUGUAAAUAUUUACCAUCCAAACAGAGAAGUUUAUCUGACAUAUGAUUUAAUAACUACUUGAAACUGAAUUUUAUGUAAUAGUUUACUUUGGAGAAAAAGGAGAGUUAAGAAAUAAUAUAUUUUAGGGUAGCAGGAGAUGUGCAUAAAAUACAUUCUCAAGAGCAACCUAAUAAUUAUAUCAAUUCAAUUUUUAAAAUUUCCCCCAAUCAAGAAGCAUUCAAAACUACCCCACAUUUUGCAUACUGUUAGAACUGUUCUGUUUAUUUUACUUAUUAUAUUGAAUGCCUGGGUAUUGUUUGUGGAAUAGAUGAGGGCAAGUGGAAAUGGCCCUUAUCAACGUAAGUACUACAUUGUGAAAAGCCCAGUAAAAGUGUUAAUCUUCACACACUGACCAAUGCAGCAAAAUAUUUUCCAAGAAUGAACUGUUCAGAGAUUUUUUCAUUAAUUUACAGACUAACAUGUUAAUAAAACAUUUGCUUUCAAACAAAACAAAAAAGAAUAACAAAAAAAUCCCUCCUCCCCUCUCAAAAGAAUUAAAAAAUAUAUAUAUCCCUUUGAUUACAAACUGUUUACGGCCUAGUCUGUAUCUUUAUUUGGUCUGUUCUCUUCAUGAACACAGUACAUAGCUGAAAUUCACAAAUAGUAGAUAAUAUUACAUUAUGAUAAUAGGAUUUAUUUAAACAGUGUAAAAACAAUCAAACAAACAAAACAAAAAGAAAACAGAAAAUUAGGGUAUUUUUAAAAAUCUUUACCUUUUAAACAUUGUAUACUCUCUCUUCACUUGUUUAAUCAACUUUGUCCUAUCAGCAUGUUCAGAACAUUUGGUCUUUCUUUCAUUGUUAUAAUAACCAAAUGUAUGUAACAUUAUACUAUGCAUCUUUGGUAUUACAGCACUUAUUUCACUGGACUUAUUUGUUUAAAAUGUAUAGAAAAAGA